Trichogramma pretiosum is the source of this 6552-nucleotide messenger RNA. It is a transcript of the gene Remo, whose product is annotated as adhesion G protein-coupled receptor A3. Lineage: Eukaryota; Metazoa; Arthropoda; Insecta; Hymenoptera; Trichogrammatidae. Gene Ontology annotation, biological process: G protein-coupled receptor signaling pathway; cell surface receptor signaling pathway. The transcript is spliced from 15 exons. Bases 317 to 5101 code for a protein of 1594 amino acids. The record is from RefSeq and is a predicted model, not a curated record. Gene Ontology annotation, molecular function: G protein-coupled receptor activity; protein binding. Gene Ontology annotation, cellular component: plasma membrane.
AUACACACACUCGCGUGCAUAUUAUAUAUAUCGAGAAACGAGUACGGGCUUGUAUAUGUAAACGCGCAUUCCUGCAAGAGGAUGCUGCAUCGGUGUCCUCGCGAUUAUUCUGCCCGCAGUUCGUGCAGUUGCAAACCCUUGGAAGCACCGUGAGGGUUCGCGAACGGAUAUCUCGGAUAGCCGAUGAAGCAUCAUGUAAGAGUGAAUCAGUGAGGAUGUGACCGAUGGACUCGCUACUUCAGAAGGAUGCUAUAGUUAAAUAGCGGAACAUCGAUUAAAUGAUGAAUAACUUAUUCACUUCAUUCUCACCGGUUUCAUGAUUCACUUCAAAAUGAUCAAGUUACUGCUAGUCUUCAUAUUUAUUCAGGGCUUUUUGUCCGUUUAUUCACUUUGCCCAGUAAGGUGCAAGUGUAGACCAUCUAACAAACCACAAGCGGAAUGGUUGCGGGUGAUUUGUAAAGAUGAUAUAGAAGAUAUCAUGGAAAUUGAUUUCAACCCUAUCAGUAUAGAAAUGAUUCAUUUAGACCUUAGCAAAAAUGAUAUAUCUCUGAUAAGUGUAAAUACUUUCAAAAACCUUUCCAAUCUAAAACAUUUGAAUCUUUCUGCCAACAAAAUAACUGUUUUGGAUGAAGAGACAUUUGAUGGAUUGAUUAAUUUGGAAAGAUUAGAUUUGAGUAAAAAUUCAAUUUCAUCCAUUGACUCUCAUGUUUUUAAAAGACUGCCAAACUUAAAAAAACUGAAAUUAAAUGGAAAUAAAUUGGAAACUUUAAAAGAAGGUACCUUUCAUGGACUGCCAUUAUUGCGUCAACUUGAUGUAUCUUCCAAUCCUUGGAAAUGUGAUUGUAACUUGUUUUGGUUUAGUUAUUGGAUACAAAACAAUUCUAUAAAAAUAAAUCCUGCUCCAGAAUGUGAUUCACCUUCAAAUUUGAAAGGAAAGUUAGUAAAAAAAUUAAAAAUUAUUAAAGAAUUUGAAUGUAAUUGGUCAACACCAUCAAUUGAAAUUGUGCCGGAUCAAAAUCAAGUGGUUUUUGCUGGAGAUGCUGUUUCUUUCAAGUGUAGGGCACCAAGUAUCACUAAUGACAGAUAUGCUCGACUGUAUUGGCUAUGGUAUUCAAAUAUUACCUCUGACGUUGUAGAUUUAGAACUCUACAAUGAUCCUCGUGUUAAAUUUAAUGAUAUUCUAAUUGAAAAUAGAUAUCUUGACGACAGUGGAAUGGUUUCAAGUGUUUUGAAUAUAGACCCGGUUAAAGAAUCACACAUUGGACAAUGGAACUGUUUUCUCAUUUCAACUUACGGAAAUAUAUCUCGUGCUAUUAACGUCAUCGUUAUAUCAAAUAACACACAAUACUGCCCAUUAUCUGUUACAAGAAGUAAUAAAGGUGUCUAUGCUUGGCCCCGAACGGUUUUAGGCUGGAAAGUUGAAUUAGAUUGUGAAGGAAAUGGGGUGUCGAUUGGGCUACCAGCGCCGAAAGCUACUUAUGAGUGCAAUAAUAAAGGAGAAUGGGUCAACUUAAAUAUGGAGCAAUGCCCUUAUGUUUCAGCUACUACUAAAAUACUCGAACAAUUUUCUACCGUUAAUGUAUCGUUAACAACUCUAUCAUUGCCCAAAGGAUCAUUACUAGAGACUAUUAAAAAAUUGAAAAAUAUCACUGGAGAAGGAGUAUCGUUAACCGAUCCCGUAGAAGUUCAUUUCGUCACGCAGAUUCUUGAAAAUUACGCAAGUUAUUUAGUGGAAGAGAAAGAACUUGGUACCAUGUUAAUCGAUGUGGUCAAUGUUUUGUUGAAUCUACCAAAAUCUAUGCUCAAAGCGGCAGAAAUUCAUUACAAAGCUUGUACCAGACUUAUAAAAACUAUUGAAAUGAUCGUAGAAGUAACACCAGCUAAUCAACUUAUACAGCUGCAUAAAACGAAUAUGGCAUUGGAAGAAUACCGAGUCAAACCGGAAACAUUUGCCGGUCUAAUGUGUACUUGGUACAACAAUUUGGAUAGUAUUUAUCCUAAAUCGCUUCAUUGCUCAAUGAAUAACAAAUCGUCGAUAUUGAAUCCUCACCCUGGUGAAACGAGCAUCGAGGCUUCUAUACAACUACCGAGAUCGCUCUUCAACCGAGUCAAAAGCAGCAGUACAAACACGUAUCAACUUAUGGUUUCGAUGUUUACUGAUAACAAGUUAUUUCCAAAAAUCAAAAAUUUUGACAACAUGGAUAUUACUUCAAGCAUCGCCGGUAGUAAACUCAUUGGCGUAAAUGUUCAAAAUUUAACGGAACCAGUAUUCAUCAUGCUCAAAGCGCCAUUGAUUCAUUAUUCAAAUAGUAAGCCAAUACCCGUAGUGUGGGACUCGUCUUUAAAUAACAAAACCGGUGGUUGGACGAGCGAUGGCUGCCAUCUAUCAAACUUCAUCAAUAAUCUUAUAAUAUUCCAUUGUGAUAGACUGAGCUAUUAUGGAAUACUGCAAGAUAAAUCGUUUCUUGACGAAAAUGGCAAAACACGUACUGGAGCUGCAUUUAAAUAUUCACAUCCAGCGAUCUACGUGGGCAGUUUCAUACUUUUAUUCUGUUUGAUUUGUUCAACGGUUACCUACGUUUGUUGCUACGCAUCGAUAGCUAUGCCAAAAAGAGCAAAACAUGGUAUUGUGAAUACUUGGAUCGCUAUGGCCCUUCUCUGCCUUUUGUAUGCUUCUGGUAUUCAACAAACGGAAAAUCUUGAGAUUUGUCAAGGCGUGGGAAUAGCCUUACAUUAUUUAACGCUAUGCUGCUUACUUUGGAUGACUGUAUCAGCAAGUAACAUGUACAAACGAUUGACAAAAUCUUCGGAUCCGAUAACUGAUGACGAUGAACUCCAAGAGCCUCCAAUUCGUAAGCCUGUUCUUGGCCUGUAUCUCGUUGGAUGGGGUAUAGCGCUUAUAAUUUGUGGAAUAUCCGGAGCUAUCAAUAUGCGCGAGUACGCGAGCUACUCCCAUUGUUUCCUGAACUCGAUGAAUUCUCUCGUUGCUCUCAUUGCACCCGCCACGAUACUCUUGGUCUAUCUCAUUAUACUUUACAUGCUUAUCAGAUGCACUAUACGAAGUGUGGACCUUAAUGGCCAAUUGUCAGAAAGUACACAAGCAACUGAAAAUGUCGACCUCGAAUUGCUGGAACCGAAUCCUCAUCCAAUUACAGAUGGUGGCAGCUUAGAUAGUACGCCAACGGUAUCAUCUGAAGUUGUUGAUCAGGAACAUUCACUGAUGAAGCAAUUGAAGGCUUUAUUCUUUGUCUUGUUGCUCUACGUGAUAACCUGGAUGUGCGGCGCGAUGACUACAACCGAUCUUUGGACAUCUUACAACCCGUACAAGGAAAUGGUUUUUGCAAUUCUGUAUGCUGUAUCUGCCACAUUUUUGGGUGGUUUUAUUUUGUUCUUUUACGGGAUAGCUCGAAGUGACGUUCGGGGUCAAUGGUUACGAAUGCGCUGCUGGCUGAAACAGAAGAAAAACCGAUGUUGCCGUACUAGAAACGUAUCGGAUUCUAAUCCAACUAUUCCAACGCAACCGCUUGUUCCUAUAAUAGCCGCGUUACCGCCUAUAACAGCACCGAUCUCAAACUCGCAAGCAACGACGCAGGCAACGCAAAUAACUCAAAUAACUUCGGAUACUAAUUCUUUGGGCUCGUCUCGUCAUACGCAUAAGUCACUGAGUAGCUGCAAUACAGCUAAGCUAGCAUUGGCCAACGAGAGGGUAGCCUCGCAGUGUCACGUCAAGCCAAAUAUCAUCAUGCUUCACCGUCAACAAUAUCGCUCGAACAAUUCGGUGACAACUUACAAUACCGAAUCGAUACCAGCUACGGUCGAAAUGUUCUACAAUCCACAUCAGAGCGGUGUCGCUCGUAAAUUUUUCAAAAAACAGCGACGCAACAUGAACAAGAACAGUAAAAAUAGCAAUCUAGGACCACGAAAGCAGGGAGACGGCGGCGCCAAUAGCGACAAUGGUGCUUGCGUCGGUAUGCACCAUCGACGAGUUCCUCAUAAACUGGACAAUGAUAUCGAGAGAAAUAUUUUAGGAAGUAGUUCCAAAGUCAAUAAUACUAACAUUCACGUUGAAAUGAAUCAAACUAACGACGCGAAGAAUGUUAACAUUUUAUCGGAUAGCGGUGGUAGCAUGACGGAGGAUAGAAAUUUAGCUCUGAGAUACGUAAUAGGACAAGAAAGUAUUAGUAAGAAUUCAAGAAAAAUAAAUAACGAAUCACCGCUACCUUCUAACGGAACUAGUCGUCGAAAGUACCAUCAUAUGACAAAUAUUGCCAGCUGCAAUAGUUCAUACGAAUCGGAUACACCGGAAUCGACAAAAAUCCAAGAAGAAGCGAAACAGAUGCGAAAUGUGUCUCAGCAGUGUAGUUUGGAGUGUAGUUCUGAAGUAGAAUCGAGCACGAGAGAAGUAGCGAGCGAGCACAGCGAAAGAAAUAUUUCAGAAGUUAGCGAAGUACCUGAAUCCAGAUCGAGCGGUGUACGAAGUGAUCGAAGAUCGAGUAUUGACGAAACUUUAUCGACCGAACGAGAUCGAAGAAUAGCCAAGCACAGGUCAUUGGAUAUCUGUAAACAUCACUCCGGUAGCCUAAGCUCAUUGCCUAUUGCCGAUCGUUCUCUUUCAUCUCGUACCAAGGGCAGCUAUCGAAGUUCUUUGAACGACACGAGUUUCGAUAGUUACCGAGGUUUGGAUGAUUAUGAUGACGGCCGGCGAGAAUCGAAUACCACGAGUGGCACCAAUACAGAUAGACAACCAUUAGACAAAAUCGUACCUUUCCCUGCAACGCCAGCAACGUCGUCAACGUGCGAAACUAAAAUUGCCACUGAUGAUGAAAGCGAGAACAACGACGACGAUACAAGCAAUUCCGAGAGAGUCGUUGACGCAGUCAUUCCAUUGGUCGCAGAAAACGUCGAUACUGCCAAUGGUGAAUCGCUACCUUUAUACGAUUUUACUGAACGAGACGCACAUGUCAUUCAGUAUAAACAGCACCAUCCUACUAAUAACGAUUAUGAGAAUACUCGAGAGGUAAGAGAUGAUACGAUGAACUCGAGCGAAGCGCAAUUAGGUCAGGAAGAAAUGUUGGAAGCGAAAAUAGAGACCAGUGUUUAGUAAGGAUAUCGAUCGUAAUAUCGAUUUUUCAAAGGUUGUGUAAAAUAAUUUUUAUCGAGUGAUAAAUAUAGGACAUUCGAGUAUCGCACAAAUAUGAUCAACAAGCCGGUAUUGAAUAUGAAUUUUCAAAUAUAAUUUUUUUUUAAUCAAAAUUACAAUGUGUAAUUUAAUUAAGGAAAAUGAAACGAAAAAACGUUAAAAACACGUGAAAGUAUUAGAAAAUAUAUUUCAACAGUAUUAAUUGAUCGUUUUGAUAUCGAAUUGCAUACUAAUGAGCCAUUACGAUUAAUAUAGGCAAUUUUCAUUGCCAAAUUAAUGACGUACAUACUUUAUGAAUAUGUUUUGCACUGCCAUAUAUUUAUGAAUCAUAAACUUUUCAUGUACUCAAGGGUUAUAGCUCUCUCUCUAUUAACAAAUAAAUAUAUUAUACAGAAUAUGUAGGAAUAAUAAGACUUGAAUAUCGUACCAACAAUGGCACGUUAACGCAGAGACUUUUGUGCUAUACUGUUUUUUAUUCUAUUUACAAAUCUAGUUAGAAUUCAAUUUCAUUCUUAACGCUGAUUUAAAGAAUGUGUCUAUUCGACUAAUCAUAAGCAAGUAGUUUUAUUUAUAAAAAUUCGACUUGACUGCUUCGCAGUUCUUGAGAUUAAAUCUAAAGAAAAACGAAUUUAUUGAGAUAUGUUUAGAAAAUCUCAUUUUUCAAGUAAAAUUUUCAAAGUGCCAACCAAUUUAAUUCCAUAUACUUUGAAAUGGAAUAAAAAGUAAUGUCUUUAUUAGAUAAAUGUACUAUCUAUAAUGCCAAGGGUCAAGAGAGGAGCUUUUUAUGCUACAUAAUUCAUGCGCGAUUGAAUAGAAAAUAAUUUCAAGGUCGAAACAAAUGAAACUUUAUGAAAUUAUCCUUUCGUAGGUAAAAAGGUAAAAAUACACAUAUUCAUUAUUUUCAUAAUGAAACAUGAUUUUUAUAAGCACUCUGGCGUUUUUGAAUGAUUUAUGAUCAGAAAUAAAAUAAUUAAAUUUCUUGUGAAUUCUUCGCUCAAACUGUAUUAGAUAUCAUAUAUCUAUAAAAUAUCACGAAUGUUUUUGUAAGUUUUUACUACCAAAUUUUCAAUGUUCAAAGUACCCAUUUGAUACAAUUUUUAAAUCUCAACUAAAAAGAAGCACAAUAUACACUACUUUGUAUAGAAAGAUUUAAGAACAUGUCUAUAUUGAUAAAAAUCUUUUACAUCGCGUAAAACAGGGUUUGUAAAGUUAGCAAAAUUUAGCUAGUACUGAGUAGAGUACUUAAUGUUCUGAGAAUAUUCAUUGCAAUGGCCAAAUCAUUGAAAAAAAAUCUGUGAGUUCAGAAAAAAUUGCAAAAGCUGUAAAUUGUCUCACUCAGUUUUUUCCGAAUAGUCACUUCUUUGAACAAAUUAAAACUGAGAUUCAUUCGCACCAUGACAAAUGGAGUAUUA